Molecule: messenger RNA, 2948 nt
Organism: Oreochromis niloticus (Nile tilapia)
Lineage: Eukaryota; Metazoa; Chordata; Actinopteri; Cichliformes; Cichlidae
Product: glycerophosphodiester phosphodiesterase domain-containing protein 5
Exons: 18
Coding region: 340-2100 (586 amino acids)
Biological process (GO): lipid metabolic process
Cellular component (GO): membrane
Molecular function (GO): glycerophosphodiester phosphodiesterase activity
Source: RefSeq, a predicted model, not a curated record
GAAGUGAGUGAGUGUGCUGAAAGCCAGCCUGCAAACCAAGCUUCCUUGGGAUGACGAUGAUGAUGAUGGUCGCAGUGUCUUUCCACGACUGCAGCAACAGGUGGCGGUGGACGACACAGAGGUGCAGGACAUCAACAGCACCCAGAAUAAAGCAGCAGUGCCUUUCCUCUGGUCCCCGUGUUAGUAAUUCCCGCUGAAUUGACGCGACUUCGUUAUCCGAGGCCACCUGCUCCGGACGACCACCGAGGAAGAGCUGCACACUGCAGCUUCUUCUCUGCCGUUUACCCGGAGGGAGAACCGGCCUGGAGGAUGGAGGCUGUGGCAGUGUGUGUAUGAGCCAUGGCGUCCACAGUGUCGCAGUGGUUUCGUAGCCUUCGUGUGAAGUUGCUGCAACGUUAUGAGCACCAGCCUUUUGUGUCAUGUUUGGCUGGUUUGUACGGCUGCCAGUGGAGACACAACAAGAGUCGACCUGAAGGCUCCUGCUGCAACAAGUUGGAGGGCGCCAGCUUUGCUGUGCUUGUGGCGGCUUUCUGCUUGACGCUGCUGUUCCUCUACUUCUGGGGCCAAGCCAAGAACGACUACAAUGACUUUGACUGGUUUAACUUUGGGAACCUGGGCUUCUGGUUCCCGUGGUCUGUGGUGCUGCUGGCUGUCGCUGUGGUCUUCUUCACCUACGUCACAGUGCUUGUGCUGCUGGCUGUGUGCUUGCUGUCAGAGGGCCAGAAGCUUUAUUUACACUGGAGUCACAAGAUCGGGAUCCUGGUGAGCCUGACGGUCUCCGUCAUCGCCAUGGCCGUCUUGUCCAACCUGUGGAGUAAAGAAUGGAGGACGCUGCUGCUGUCCUUCCAGAUAACAGCACCUUUCUUACAUGUGGGUGGAGUCUUACUGAUGACAUCACUGGCUUGGCCUGUUGCUUUGCAUUUCUUUCGCAUGAAAAGCAGAGUACGGCGAGGCCUGAUGAUGACCGUGUACCUGACUGUCUUGUUGUCCCUCUACUUGGUUCCCCUCGGGUUGUAUUCUCCUUGUAUCAAAGAGAAGGGGACCCUGGGCCCUGCACCGGCUCUCAUCGGCCACAGAGGAGCCCCUAUGCUCGCUCCAGAAAACACCCUGAUGUCCUUUGAGAAGGCGGUGGAGGCUGGGUGUGACGGUCUGGAGACGGAUGUCACCAUAAGUUUUGAUGGCGUGCCUUUUCUGAUGCAUGACUACACUUUGCAGCGGACCACCAACAUCCAUGAAGUUUUCCCAAACCGGACCAAUACUCCGGCUGCCAGGUUUACCUGGAAUGAGCUGGAGAGCCUGAACGCUGGGGACUGGUUCCUGUCUCACAACCCAUUUGGCACGGCUGGCUCUCUGGACGCAGACGACCGACAGCGAGCUGGAAACCAGUCUGUCUGUAGCCUGCAGGCCUUCCUCCAGCUGGCAGCUCAGACGGGCAAACUCGUGAUCUUUGACCUCUAUCGCCCACCCAGAGAUCACCCUUUCAGAGACACCUGGAUCCAGCGCACGCUCGAGGUCAUCCAGAACGAAUCAUCCAUCCAUUCCUCACAGGUGCUUUGGCUGCCAUCAAAUCUCAGAGCUCUGGUCCAGGAACUCGAUCCUGAGCUCCAGCAGACUUCAGGCAGUCGGCUCCCUCUAGAGGAGCUCCAGAGUAACCACAUCGUCAAACUCAACCUGGACUACACUUCCAUGUCCGCUGAGCUCAUCAGGGAGUAUGCUGCAGUAAACAUCACCACAAACUUGUAUGUGAUCAGCCAGCCGUGGCUCUACUCUGUAGCCUGGUGUGCUGGAGUGCAUUCAGUCACCACCAACGCCCCCCAGCUGCUCAGCACUAUCAGUUCCCCUUUGUUUAUCAUGAGUCCCGAUGAGUAUAAACUGAUGUGGAUUCUUACUGAUCUGAUGUCCUUUGUGCUGAUACUCCUUAUCUUCUUCUUCCACAGAUGGAGAGAGAGAGAACUGGCCUUCUGCACAGGCAGCAGGAUCAAGAUGGAAGGUGGCACUUACAGCAAAUUUAAAAAGGAGCUGAGUGAUAUCUGGUCGGUCUCCAGUGGGAACUCUGCAGCGGAAAAGACGCCCAGCCUGGCGGUUGUAACAGAGCACUGAUGUCUGCUGAGCCUUCGAAGCCAAAUCACACACUGCCAACCUCGAAAAACUUCUGUGUCUUAAUGAAUUAAAGUGGCUGAAACAGUGCCUCACUCUGUAUUUAUCUGGUUUAGCGUUUAAAAUCAUUUUACCGUUAGACUUCAAAUGGUUAGCAACAGCUAGCAGCUUAGUUUAGCUUAGCAUAAUGACUGGAAACACAAGGGAACAGCUAGCCUGGCUCUGGCUAAAGCUAAUAAAAAUCCAGUGUCUUAUUAGAUUGCGCUUGUUUAACCUUUCCCACUGCGGGCGUUUUUAGUCAACCUGAUUUUAAAUUCUUUUUACAGAUUUAUAAUAAACCAAACUCCUUAUUUAUAAUUGCCGUUGAACUAUUAUGUUGUUCCUCCUGCAUACUAUUAUAGUGAUGCUUAUAUUAAACAGUGUCAAAUAAUCAGGCGAUCUAGUAAUACAAGCCAAAAGCUCAGCCUUCAGAGCAGUUGGCUCAACAUGUUAACUUGCUAACUUUUUUUCAGUGGCAGAAACAAUCAUCCAUACUAAUUUGGUCAUCUUUGGGCAUGAUGGGAUGUAAGCAAAGCUCCACCCACCUGCUGCUCAAACCUUCCGUUUGUAGUAGUGAGCCAGUCAGAAGACAGUUGGUUUAAGUGGGAUGAAGGUAAAACGGCAUAGGAGAUAUUCUAACAGAGAAAUUACAACAACUUAACUGUGGAGCUGAAAAUGAGCCAAAUAGGACCACAUUCCACAAACUUUAACUUUUGAGUAAUUUACAGGUAAUGAGCAUUAACUGAGUAGAAUAUACAUUUUUAAGAAGAGCUAAAAUACUGUGGAGAAAAUUUUGUUUCAGAAGUGUCACA